This is a messenger RNA of Ramularia collo-cygni, 378 nucleotides long. RefSeq lists its product as uncharacterized. Bases 1 to 378 code for a protein of 125 amino acids. The transcript has 2 exons. Lineage: Eukaryota; Fungi; Ascomycota; Dothideomycetes; Mycosphaerellales; Mycosphaerellaceae. The record is from RefSeq and is a predicted model, not a curated record. Gene Ontology annotation, molecular function: protein binding. Gene Ontology annotation, cellular component: nucleus; cytoplasm.
AUGGAAGAAGUUUGUGCCCUCACGGAUCUUGAUGAGAUGAAAAAUGGCAUACGAAAGUGGCUAGACGAGUUCCCAAACCAAGGCAUCCAUCUCAUGGUGUUCCGCGCCGCAGUCGACAACCAUCCGCAAGUCAUAACCCAUCUCCUCGAACUCGGCAUAUCCCCUACCCUCGACCAUCCAACAUUCAUAGUCCCCUUCCACGCAGCCUGUGCCAACAACAACAACAUAGCCUGCGCGAAAAUCCUCCUAACAAGCGGCCUAGAUAUCAACACCCGAGAUGAAGUAGGCGGUACACCUCUCAUGCGCGCAGCAGUCGGCGGCCACACAGAAAUCGUCCGCUGGUUACUAGCGAAUAACGCAGUUCCGAAAACUCCGUGA